ACGAGGUCUGAGUGCUUCAGUCAGAUGAUCAUCGCAUAGGAUAUUUUAAAGCUAAUGUUAGCUGCCGCGAGCUGAGCACCGAGAGAGAUCGACGGAAUCCGGCGGACGCGGUGCUAGUAUGCAGCUAAAAGGGUUUCCCUAGUAAUCGGAUGACAGCACUCCGAGCAAUCGAAGGAAAACUUUCGAGUUCGCUUUAAACGGUGGGCUUGUAGUAAGGGGUCGUGCGGCUGUCAGGGGUCCCUCCUGCGCAUCGGCGAAGGCCGGUGUCAACCGACAAGCUGUGGCUGUUAAAAUGACUCGCAUCCUGCUGAUGCUGACACACGUGCAGGCGAACUGCAUCGAUUAAAAACCAUUGUGACUGGGUCGGUUCACUCGGAACUCAUCUAUAACCUGGGGUCGACUGCAAAGGAAGGCGCAGUGACUCGUUCAUGAGGCGUGUUUGGGUCCUGCGUACUCGAGCUCCACAGUCCCACACAGGGAGAGCUGAAUCUGUGCUGCGCCGCUCCAUUUAUUCGCCUAUACGCUCUUUUCAUGUAUGGAUGGAUGUUUGCAUGCUUUGACAGAGAGCUGCGUGCAUCGUUGCAGUUGGCACAGCGCAUCCCAAGGAGGGGCUGUUACUCUAGGAAUCAUAGGUUGGAUCCGUUGAAGUUUUUUGUGGAGGCCCUAAGAACUUUGCGUAAGGCUGCAGCGUACGCUACGUCUUUUUGAAGGCAAAAACAAACAGUCGGGUGACUUUGCAGUCUCUCUCGGAGAGAUCUAACGUAAGCUCCGUAAUUGCGUCUUUCAAAAAAUAGGGAAGGUGGAGCAUUGUCCGUCUUACGUGCUGACGCAGUGGGAUUUCUACUUGUGGUCGGCGUUUCGCCCCGCCCUUCCCGCGGUGACGGUGAUGGGUCGGAAGCGGUGUGUCGGUGCAGAUUGUUCGAAGAUGGCGGCCGGGUGCUGCGGGGUGAAGAAGCAGAAGUUGUCGGGAUCUCCCGGGGCGGGGGGUCCCGGCGGGUUGGGGAGCGGUUUAGCCGGGACCGGACAUUGUGGCUCGGAAUUGGGGAUCGGGUCCUCGUCGGCCGUCGUGGCCGGGAACGUGAACCGAGUUAACGGCCUAGGGGGUCCGGGGGGUAGCGGUUGUAGCAGCAGCAACAACACCAAUGCUCUGUCCCCAACUCCGGGAGGCUAUUCCAACGGCCUCUCCCCGAACCUCAGUACCGGCUCGGGAAGUGGAGCCAGGAAAAUGGUUGUUUCGGCGGAGAUGUGUUGCUUCUGUUUCGACGUGCUUUAUUGCCAUCUUUAUGGAUACCAGCCUCCUCGAACACCCAGGUUUACAAACGACCCCUACCCACUGUUUGUCACAUGGAAGAUCGGCCGAGACAAGCGGUUGAGGGGUUGUAUAGGUACAUUUUCUGCCAUGAACCUGCACUCAGGACUCAGGGAGUACACUCUUACCAGUGCCCUUAAAGACAGCCGCUUUCCCCCCAUGACGAGGGACGAGCUGCCCCGUCUCUUCUGCUCAGUGUCUCUGCUCACCAACUUUGAGGAUGUUGGUGAUUACCUAGACUGGGAGGUGGGUGUUCAUGGAAUUAGGAUAGAAUUUUUUAAUGAAAAAGGAUCAAAGCGCACCGCCACCUACCUGCCAGAGGUUGCAAAGGAGCAAGGAUGGGACCACAUUCAGACCAUAGAUUCCUUACUUCGAAAGGGAGGUUUUAAAGCUCCCAUCACAAAUGACUUCAGGAAGACUAUUAAAUUGACCAGGUACCGAAGUGAAAAGAUGACGAUGAGCUACGCAGAAUACAUCGGCCAUCGGCAGCACCAUCACUACCAGAAUGGCAUCGGGCACCCUCUCCCUCCUUACAACCAUUAUUCCUGACAGCGAGCCGCAUGACCAGUCACUGGACCUCUCCGCGGACCUCUUUCCAGGAGAGCCCACCCCCUCAUGGUCUAGCUAUCUCUACUACUGUACCAUUUUAUGAUGAUAGUUUCCGUUGCCAUGUCGACAGCUUGAUGGCGGCAUGGCAGCGGGUGGCAAAUAAGUGAUUAUGAAACACUAAAAAAAUAUAUAUAAUUCAUUUAUUUUCAUUCAUAUAUUCUUUGUAUUUAGUUUUGCAGCAUAUAUAUUGACAUAUAACCCCCUCCCUUGUUUGUUUUUUUUAAAGCAAAUAAACAAGUACUAAGUUUUGUUUUAUCCAAACUAAAAAAAUUUCAACCAAUUUCCUAAUCAGGUGUUUGAGUCUGUGGAUGGAAAUAAGUAAUAUUAAUGAUGGGCUUGUCUUGAAGAUAGGAUACUUUGUUCAGAGUUUGCUUGAUUUAUUUGCCGCAGUUUUGUUUCUCGACAAAAUCUUUUUUCCUUUGAUCGUUUCUCAUUAGGUUUUGUUGAUAAGUAGGCGAGCGCAGGGUUCGAGGGAUUCUCUGUCCUCUCUGUGCGAUUCCUCUAAUAUUUUGCUUUCUAUAGGGGUGUUUUCUGUUUUUAUUGUGAGUGUUAUUUUUGUGUGGUGUGCGACUGAGUUGGCCAAAAAAGAACUAGUUAAAUCAGUCAAAUGUUAGUUUUUUCACCAUCACGUAGACGGACUUAGAAGAUCGAAACCACUAGAUUAAAUUAGCUAUUGGGUGCGGCAGACUAUUUCCCAUAAUGCGAAUGAGUGCGGCUCUUAGCAUUAUCAAAGCUGCCUUGAAUUGAAUUGACUUAAACAGUCAGUUUGCCCUUUUUUGUGUAGUGUUAAUAUAAUAACAAGAAGCAUAUAAAUCUGUUAUGUCCUGUGAUGUAUUAUUUUUGGUGUUGCUCACAAGAGCUGUGGUUAGUCUUUCCGGUUCAGCGUAACAGUAAUAGGUUAAGACACCUCUGGUCAAAGGAAUGUCACUUGCUUCUAUUUCAGCACACAGAGAGGAAAAACUUAGCAAGACUACGGACAAAUGACAGGUCCAAGCCAAAAAAAGCCAUACUCUUUUUAAUGCAUGCUGUGGCAGGGUGUUUGCUCCAAAUGGCUGUUUUUAUUUCAUUUGUCCUCUGGUCUGUUGACCUGGCACUGAAGUAGUCACUCCUGCUGUUAGGGAGGGGUUUUCAGAACAUACAUUUUUUUUUAAAUGAUUUUUUUUAUGAUCUGGUCUUGUGGAGAAAUCAGAUCAGGUUUUACUUGCGUGUCUCUACUUAAUGGAAAAGUUCACGCAAAAUUGAAAGUGCUGUCAUCAUGUACUCACUGUCAUGUGAUUCCAAACCCAAAUUACUUCCAUUGAACUAAGUCGGGUUUGGAGGAAACAAAGACAGAAUUUAUUUUUGGGUGAACUAUCCCUCUAAGAUCAUUAUAGCUGAGCUGAAUUGAGAUCCGUGUAAUUCUUUUAGACAUUAGCUCAGUUUUGAAACUGUCAACACAUACCACGUAUCACCUCAUCAUGCUUGGAGUUAACAAUGUUAAAGUCCCCCUAUAAAUGACACAUCUGAACAGUUGCCAUAAUCGAAGAUUGACCUCGAGUCGAGUAGAUACCACUUCUGUGGUUGCCACUGAACUCCUCAACAUCUUGAAGCUAGUUUAGAUCAUGUUGUCUCUGCAAUAUCACACCAGACAGUUCAUUUAUAAAGAACGGUUGUGGCUGUUUUCAUAGAUCUCUCACUGGCUAUUCAACGUUGGAUCCACCUUUAAGUAAAACUGGAUUACGAUGCUGUCUUCAUUUCAUAAAGCUAUUAUAAGAACUAUUUUCUUCUAAGGACCAGGCUGUAGACUGAAUAUAUUGAGUGUCCACACUAAUACAUUUUCGUUUGAAAACACCGAUUUUUGCUACAUUUAUGACUCAUUCACACUAAAAUGCAUUUAUAAUCGAAAACGCUCUCCAUAACUGCAUACUUUGGAAUACAAUGAUGAUUUCAAAUGAAAACAGAAUAUUGUGGAUGUGGCUACAGUGUGAAGAUGCAGUGGACUAUAUUUUGAAGGAAGCUUUAUUACUACUACAAGGAAGAAAUGUAGAGGCGCUCUCGACAUCCGAGAUCUUUUUCCAUCUUUUUUCAUAUGCAAAAUUUUAAGGGCUUUCGGUGUUCCAUCCACAGUCAUUCUCCAACUUACCAAAACAAAAAAAAACAAAAAACUGAUUUCAGUUGUGUUGCCUUAAAAAUGGUUAUAACGUGGAACAAGAAAUGUCACUCUGAAUGCUCAACUAUUUGCGAGUCUUUCCGUUUGACACCAAUUCAUUUUGGUGUAAUACGUCGUUAAGGCUCUGAGCGAUUGAAUAUAACCGACAAGUGAUUUAGAUUUCCUUUUAGCAAGGCCUUCCACUGCCCAGUUGCAACCGUUUUAUUAUUUAUCUAAAAUCCCAUCUACUUUAUGAAAAAUGUGGUGAUGUUGGUUUUGUAAAUACCCUUUAAAUGACUUUUUGCCACUUUAUGGCCUCAGUUUUGAACUGCUGCUUUUUAUUGUCAUAUAGUUGACCAAUCAGAGCUUUGUUUUCUGGUCCACAAAAAAAAAUGAAAAAUGUUCUGCUGCAAAACCAACCAAGUCUUUGCAUUUGUUAGAACUUAUCUAUACACAUUUGCAAUACAUCUGUUGCAUGUAUGAACAGGAGGCCACCUGUAAAAAACAAAACAAAAAAAAAUCAUGGCAUGCCCGUUUCACUGCUAUGUAGGUAUGUGAGAAAAUUGACUAUAUAAAAUGGUGCUAUUAGACCCAAUGUUGGGGGUGGUCGCAGUAAAUGUGACUGGUCAUGCGGACUCAUCGAUCAUAUCAGACUUUAUUAUUAUCCUCGAUAUAUGCAGAUCUGUUUUACAGGUGUUUUUUUUGUUUCUACCAGUGUAACGAAAUCUCCUGCAGGUUUGAAAGGACAUGGAGUCACAAGUCUAACCCCAUCUUUCCCUCAUGGCCUGGGGGAUACGGGCAUAUGCUUCUCAUCUCAUCUGUUGUGGAUAGGACUGUCAAAUGUCCUCUCUUGUUCAUGUGCAUUGCCAUUUUGAAGUAUGGCUGGCUUUGAAAGGGAUAGUUCACCUAAAAAUGAAAAUUCGCUCAUUUCCCCAGGACCAAAAUUACAGUGAUAAUGAUGGCCAUGUGUUAAAAGUACAAAAUUAACUUUUCUGUCCCAACGUUCUGUUCAAAUAUAAUUAGUUUCUUUUGUUGCGGGCAACAUUAUAUAGGUGAUUCUCACGAAAACCUGUCAAGAAAAUGCCGUUGUCAUAUAUGUCAAAAUUCUAAAGAAAGUAAAAAAUAGGCUUCAUUUUCUGGAUGCAAAAUAUAAUUUUUAUGACCAUUUUUCACAUUGUGACAUUAUUUGCAUGACCUUUACUUGCAUUUUACACCCUAUUCUCAUUACCACAAUGUGAAAUGUUUAUAUAUAAAUAUAAAUAUAUAUAAAUCUCCCUUGGUAAUGCCUUUCAUUUUGAUGAUUUGAAAAAAAAUGUUUUUAUAGUACUACAGAAUUAGUUUUUUUUAUUAUUAUUGGAAAGGUAAUGAGAAGCAUCAUUAAAAACAUUGAGAAUAUUAAAGAUUUCUGGAUCACUGUAAAUGGUGGGAAAAGGAAAACGUCCAGAUGUGUUAUGGUAAUGAGUCAUAACUGAAAACAAUGGGAAUAGUAAACAAUAUAAUGUCUGGAUCAUUACGGUAAUGAAAAUCAUCAGGGAAAAUAAUGGGAAUAGUUAGUCAAAUGUCCAGAUGUGUUACGGUAAGAAAAACAGAACUAAUAACACUGGGAAUAGUAAAAGUGAAACUUCUGGAUGCAUUUUUUACCGGAAACAAUGUUAAUUGUAAAAGUAAAACAUCCCAACGUUGCAGUAAUGAAAAUUGGAGAUAAAAUGUCAAAAACUCUUAACGGUCCUAAAUGCAGGCUUCGUUUUAUUGACAGGUUUCCUGAAAAUAAACCAAAUGCAUAUGUUUAUUUAUCUCAAUGUUAUCUGAUAUAUGCACACUUAUGUAAGUUUCAAGUUGGAUACUUCAAAGUAUUCGCUGAUUUUCAGAGUAGUCCACUUUGAAAAUGUACUUUGGGGAAAUUGGCAUACUUUCAUCCCUGGCAUCAGAGAGAGUUUCACAUUUGCAACUGAGUGAACGCACAUUUGAACACUAAAGACAUUUCGAUUACAGCACCUAUCUUGCAGUAAUAUUGUUCAAAGAUAAGUUGAAAGUGUGUUCGUUUGUGGCCAUUUCUUGUACAAAACCUAUUUUUGCUUCAAGUGUGACCCAGUCCACCAUUUUCCGUUAUGAACACAACUGGAAUUAGUAUUUGAUAUUUACUCAUUUUAGGCAUAAACAUUGGGUUCUAACCAACAUGCGAGCGUCGUGCUCGCCAUCAAACCUGUAGUCGUUUAGACUGUGUUAGGCUCAUGUUACCGUUUUGUGUUCAACCGAACCAAAGAUGCCUCCAGCCAUGUCCAAAUGCUGCUCUACAGACCUGCCUUCCUGUCCUUCCAAAAACCUUUCCUGCAAGAGAAAUGUAUUUUUGAUUUCUGUGUAUUUGUUUUCCUCUUAAUUUUAUUUUAUACAAUUUCUACUAUUGUUUUAGGUUUUUAGCAACUUAACUUCAAUGAAUUUUCAUUGUAGCUGUCUUUGAGACCUCACAUGGUGUCAAAUUGACUAUAAUACUAGGUUGCACAUUUUUUAUUUUGUUUUUCAUCAUUGUUAUUAUUAUAUAUUUUUGUAAAGAGAGAAAACCCCAUAGCGUGCCUCUUAGAUUUAUGGGUUUCUUAAAGGUGUUUUUUUCCUAAGACCAGCAGUUAUACUUUAUACAAAAGAUGCGUCAAUCCUUAUUUUUUAAUGCCAUGUAAAGAGAAAAAUAAAGCCUCUUUUCUUUACUCUGGACCCAGUAGCUGCACUGGCCUACAAUCACACUGAUCUAUAUAUAUAUAUAAAUAAUUAUGAUGAUGAUAAAAAUAAUAAAUGACAUAAGAACUACAAUAAACUUGUUUGAAAACUUUUGUAAAAAAACAAAAACAACAAAAACAAUAUAGCAACAACAACAACAAAAAAAGUAAACACAAUGACUGUUUUUGUACAUCGAGUUGUUUCUUUUCAAAAUCAAUUUUGGACCUAGUUUCUAAAUUAUUUUAGUGGUUUUCUAUGUUCUGGAAGAGUGAAAAAAAAAAAGUAGUAGUUUUGAAUGUGCCGCACGAUGAUCGACAGCGUGCAGUGUUGUCCGUGCGGGCACUGGGGUUGCCAGGCGUAGCCCCCCCCCCAAUCCCCAAAAUCCCCACCACUUUGUUUUAUUGUUUUAUUUUGAGUUAGGAUUUCCUUUGAUUUAGAAAGUUGACAUUUUUGAAGUAACAACCGGGCAAAAAAUAACUGGAAAAAAAAAAAAAAAAAGACUCCCAUGUAGAAUUGGAUCCUUUACCCCAUUGAAUUGCUGUUAGUGUGAUGAGAAUUGAAAUGGGCAUUUAUUAAUAUGGUAUAUGGCUUAAAAAAAAAAAAAACAAA
Molecule: messenger RNA, 7364 nt
Organism: Xyrauchen texanus (razorback sucker)
Lineage: Eukaryota; Metazoa; Chordata; Actinopteri; Cypriniformes; Catostomidae
Product: nuclear protein AMMECR1-like
Exons: 6
Coding region: 887-1858 (323 amino acids)
Source: RefSeq, a predicted model, not a curated record